UUAUCAUUUUCCGAAUCUAGUUUAAUGACUAUUUUAUCACGUUGCUGAAACGUUUUAAUUCACUCAACUGCAUUAGAUACGUAAAGAAAUUUUACAACCUCGAACAAUAAAAAUGGCAUUGAGCAGAAAAGGGGGAAAUGUCCGACUUCCACCAGAGGUCAACAGGAUCCUGUAUAUCAGAAAUCUGCCAUACAAAAUAACAGCUGAAGAAAUGUAUGAUAUUUUUGGAAAGUAUGGUGCUAUACGACAAAUAAGAGUAGGCAACACCCCAGAUACAAAAGGAACAGCAUUUGUAGUAUAUGAAGAUAUAUUUGAUGCUAAGAACGCCUGUGAUCAUCUGUCAGGAUUUAAUGUUUGUAACAGAUAUCUAGUAGUGUUAUAUUACCAAGCUAAUAAGGCAUUCAAGAAGACAGAUGAUGUGAAGAAACAGGAAGAAAUCACAAAAAUGAAACAGAAAUAUGGAUUGACAACACCAGAACGGAAAUAACAAAAACACAAUACUCAUUCUCACCAUGUCAUUAUCAAACAUUUCAUUUUCAAUUAUAAAAUUAUCUGGUACGGAACUUUUAAAAGUAUUUUGAGGGUAAAAGGCGUUAUUUUUUAAUAUCUAUAAACAGUGUUUGCACUUUUGUGGUGAGCAACACUUUGUUUUGCAGUUAAUUGUUUGUUAAGUACUUACUCACAGUAAAGUAAUAUUAACACUUUUAAAUUUGAUAUUGUUAUUGAAAUAUGGUACAAAAUGUUUUGACUAUUUUCAUAGGAUAUUGAAGAAUUUCAUGAGUUUCAAAUUUUAUUUUAAAAAGAAAGGAAUUUCAAAAUCGUAAUAUUUUUAUAAAUUGAAAUAGUUGUUACAGUAUGUAAAUAAAACUGUUUUACUGUUCAAUUGUAUUAAUUGACUUAAUAAACAUGAUAUAUCAACUUCAUUUCUCUGUAUUUUAGAUAGAUAGUAAAGCAUUUGUUAAUAUAAUUUCUUGGUCCAUGAAUCAUGCAAAUUCAAUAAAUUACCCUUUGAAUUAUCUCCCUUGAAUUAAUUGUCUCUCAUCCACCUAGCCAGUUGAUCCGAGUUCUUAAAACCAUCAUUUGCACAUUGUGUAUACUUAUAAAUAAAACAUUAUUCUAGAAGAAAUUUUUGAGAGCUCAUAAAGUUAAUUGACCAGAUAUUAUUACAGGUGAAAAUUAUGUGCAAUAACAUUUUUCAUUUUACAAUAAACAAAACUUAUAAAAGCGAAACAUUCCAUUCAGCUUGUAUUUCAAAAAAUAUUUUAUUGUAAGUUGUAAUUGAGAUCAAUAGAUAAACAAUAUACAGAAAUAAAAAAAAAACUAUGAAAAAAGAAUUAUCUUAGAAUUCAAUUAUAUUCUUCAACAGUUAUAAUUGUCAUUUUAAUCAUGUGCUUGUAUGCAAAAGAUUUAAGUGUAGAACAUGUGUCUAUUGCUUUUGACAUGCGAUUAACUUUCUCAAGAACAUAUAUUUGAAAUGUCAAUUUUCAAUAUCUGAUAUUUUUUUUUCAUUUUAUUGUUUGUUUUAACUUGUGUUUUUUUUGUAAUAAAGUGUAUUUUCUA
This is a messenger RNA of Mytilus trossulus (common blue mussel), 1560 nucleotides long. RefSeq names its product splicing factor 3B subunit 6-like. The transcript is spliced from 4 exons. NCBI's taxonomy places the organism in Eukaryota, Metazoa, Mollusca, Bivalvia, Mytilida, Mytilidae. The record is from RefSeq and is a predicted model, not a curated record. The coding region runs from base 113 to 487 and encodes 124 amino acids. Gene Ontology annotation, molecular function: RNA binding. Gene Ontology annotation, biological process: mRNA splicing, via spliceosome. Gene Ontology annotation, cellular component: precatalytic spliceosome; U2 snRNP; catalytic step 2 spliceosome.